Ylistrum balloti is the source of this 2257-nucleotide messenger RNA. RefSeq names its product pyruvate dehydrogenase protein X component-like. Gene Ontology annotation, molecular function: acyltransferase activity. The transcript is spliced from 11 exons. NCBI's taxonomy places the organism in Eukaryota, Metazoa, Mollusca, Bivalvia, Pectinida, Pectinidae. Gene Ontology annotation, biological process: pyruvate decarboxylation to acetyl-CoA. The coding region runs from base 1 to 1443 and encodes 480 amino acids. Gene Ontology annotation, cellular component: pyruvate dehydrogenase complex; mitochondrion. The record is from RefSeq and is a predicted model, not a curated record.
AUGGCGUCUGCCAUCAGUCACCUUGGCCGGGUUCUUUCUCGGUUGAAAACUGCCGAGGUUGCGAAGGCCGCAAAAUGUGUCGUCCAAACACGAUUUUUCCAUUUACAAAACGCAAGCAGAGGUACAAUGAAGUUGGAUAUGCCUUCCCUGUCCCCUACAAUGUCAGAGGGCAGCAUCAUCAAAUGGCACAAGAAAGAAGGGGAUGCAGUUGCCCCUGGCGAUGACCUUUGUGACAUCCAGACUGAUAAGGCUGUGGUAACCAUGGAUACAGAUGAGGAAGGGAUUCUUGCAAAAAUAAUAAUGCCAGAAAACUCCAAGGAUGUGAAGGUUGGAACAUUGAUUGCAUUAAUGGUAGAGGAGGGGGAUGACUGGCAGAAUGUUGAAGUCCCUGCUGAUGCUGGAGCUGCAGCCACUGGUGGUGGCAAGUCUGAAGCUGAAAUCCCAGCAGCAGAAACCCCUACAACACCAUCACAAAGUGUAGGGCCAAUUGGACCAUCUGUUCGGAAGCUGAUGGAAGAAUACAACCUGUUUGGAGUGUCUGUACCUGGUACAGGACCACAAGGGAGACUCACAAAGGGGGAUAUUCUUAACUAUAUAAAAACAAAAAGUUUGACCAAGCAAGUAUUACCAGUGGAAUUAACACCCCCAACACAGCCUGCUGUAGCCUCCACACCAGUGUUGCCUCCUACUGAAUCAUCCCUGCCUGGAUCACCUCCACCUGUCCUGGAUAUGGAAGGUGCUGAAUUCGUAGAUCUUGAACUCACCUCAAUGAGGAAAACUAUAGCCAAAAGACUAACACAGUCUAAGACAACAAUACCACAUGCCUACAUGUCUGUUGAAUGUGAUUUAGGUGCUGUCACAAAGAUGAGAAAUCAACUAAAAAGUGAAAAUGUGAAAGUUUCUGUGAAUGAUUUUAUAAUCAAGGCAUCUGCAUUAGCACUACAGAGAGUGCCAAGUGUGAACUCAGUUUGGCAAGGGGACACAGCGCAGUCCUCUUCAGCUGUAGAUGUGUCAGUAGCUGUGGCAACAGAUCAGGGACUGAUAACUCCAAUUGUAAAAAAUGCAGCUUAUUUACCAGUAGAUGAAAUAUCAAGUACAGUUAAAGAGUUAGCUGUGAAAGCUAGAGAAGGAAAAUUACAAUUGAGCGAGUUUCAAGGAGGAUCAUUUACAAUUUCCAACCUUGGAAUGUUUGGUAUCAGCGAGUUUACAGCAGUUAUCAACCCUCCCCAGACUGCCAUCAUGGCUGUUGGCACCUCCCGUCUUGUGCUCAACAAUGAAGGCAAACCUCAGACGAAUCUCACAGUUAGUCUGUCAUAUGACAGUCGUGUCAUAGAUGAGACAGAAGCAUCACAAUUCCUUGAAGUAUGGCGCGAUGUGAUGGAAAACCCUAGCUUUAUGGUCUCUGGUUCUCCACGAUCAAAGCUUGCGGCAGAUUUUGCAUAAUGAUAGCAAAGGUUAUUACAGAAGUAUCAAAGGAAUAUUUUUGUUAAGUAUGUUGGUUAUAGUUACAGCAUAUCACAUACAGUUCAGAUUAAGUGAAUGAAAUAUCAGAAACAUUGUGUACCACAUAUUUGACUGCAAACUGAAGCAGUCUACCAAAAAAUUACUGGUACUCUUAAAUGAACUAGAAAUGGCAUGAAAUCAUCUUUGCUUAUGUUCAGAAAAGAUUAAACACUGAUUAAAGAAUAAAAAAUUGAAACAGACAAUUUUUAAUACAUGUACAUAAAUAUAGGUAUUAAAAUCUUAUACUUUUGAAAAGUAAUCUAAUUUUCAGCUUAAUCUUGAAAAUAAUGACCAGAGUUCAAGAGCCUUAAUUUUCUGGAAUAAGGAAAGCAUUUCUUGAAUAUCCAUUCUAUACCAAUAGUAUGAUAUACAUGUACUGUAUCAGGAUUUGUACAUCUUGCUAGUUUUAUUGUUCCUAUGAUCUAAAUGUGCAAUUAUAUCAAUAUUCAGGUCCAUUUAACAUCAUGAUAAAAAGGCUGAAUUUAUAUGGAGACUAAAACCUAGAACCCUGUGGCUGGUGAUGCUAGAGUUAGAAAUGAUAAAUUAGGGUUAUGUAUACCUUUAUUUGAAAUAGAACUACAUUCUGUCUAAAGUACCGCUUUGGAUGAUAUCUAAAAUACUGCUGAUACUUUGGCAUAUCGACAGGAGCAGUACAGUCUUUCCUGAAUUUUGUUAAUAUCACCUUUGUGUAAAGGUAUUCAACAUGUUUUAGUGCUCUUGUUAAUUAACUUAUUAAAGAUGUAUGUAAACAACA